This is a messenger RNA of Coregonus clupeaformis (lake whitefish), 1962 nucleotides long. Its product is annotated as AN1-type zinc finger protein 5-like. Gene Ontology annotation, molecular function: DNA binding; zinc ion binding. Lineage: Eukaryota; Metazoa; Chordata; Actinopteri; Salmoniformes; Salmonidae. The record is from RefSeq and is a predicted model, not a curated record. The transcript has 5 exons. The coding region runs from base 167 to 823 and encodes 218 amino acids.
UUGUUUCGAAUGUCGGGAGCUAGCGCUGGUUAGGAGACCGCGCGCACAGAAGGUAUCGAUUAUUACUACAUUUGUGGAGAGCAAGGAAGGUCGUCGACAUCCGCAGCACUUCGUAUUUCAGGAAUAUCCUCUCUCCCCCACCCCCCCCCUCUCUUUGUCAGAGAGCAUGGCUCAGGAGACCAAUCAGACGCAAGUGCCAAUGCUUUGCACUAUGGGCUGCGGUUUUUAUGGUAAUCCCCGCAGCAACGGCAUGUGCUCGGUCUGCUACAAGGAACACUUGCAGAGACAACAGGGCGGGGGCCGUUCCAGCCCCCCAGGUGAGAAAGGCUCGGUCACGUCAUCGCCAGUGGGGUUCCCGGGAGCAGCUGGUGUGUCGGUGAAGCGCACGACGGCGGAACCCAGCACGGAAGGGGUCACUCCUGCCGAGGAAAGGACAUCCAGUCCCAGCCCAGUAACCCAGCAGAUGACAGCCAUGAGUAUCUCCCAGGAUACUGGAGCCACUGACUCAGACCGGGCUGAUUGGAACGAGGAAGAGGAGGAGGAGGAGGGGACAUCCAAAAACCCAGAGCCAGUGGGGGAGGGAGCCCAGCCCUCGUCUGAUGGUGAUCAGACCCCUGACAAAAAUAAGAAGAAGAACCGAUGCUUCACCUGCCGGAAGAAAGUGGGCCUCACGGGCUUCGACUGUCGCUGUGGUAACCUGUUCUGCGCCAUUCACCGCUACUCGGACAAACAUGACUGUCCUUACGACUACCGAGGUGCUGCCGCGGCCCGCAUACGCAAGGAGAACCCUAUCGUGGUGGCUGAGAAGAUCCAGAAGUUAUGAGGACUAAGUAGAAAAGUCUCUGACGUGCAAAUUUGGAACAAUGGCGGCAUGUCAUAAUACCAGCUAAAAUGGUUUCAUUUGUUCAUGGUAGGAUAAGGUGGGUGGGGUGGCAGUGUCACAGCCCCUGUCCGGACGCUCCCUUUAUUACCAUCUCCCUCUCUCCUAGAGUGACCGUUUGAGUGUGAAUGCCUGUGUGGUGAGAUGGUCUGCGUGUGUGUUGUUUGCUUGAGAGUCAGGGAGAGUGCAGUAGGGUUUGGUGGGCAUUUAAUUUUUACUGUUGAGUUAAUUUUUAUAUCACCCCUGUGUGGUGGUUAAAAUGAGACAGAAGUGACAUGUUUAAGGGCAUGCUACAUCUCCGAUAAGGACAUCAGGAUGUCGACUUAAGAUCAAUACUGGGAGUUUCUGUGUACCAGCAAUAUAUUUUUGAGGGCUUCAGAUUAAUUUACUCCCAGAGAAAAACACCUUUGUCCAGUUUCUGUCAAAUGGGCCUUUGUUUUAACUGUCAAAUGGGCCUUUGUUCACCCAUAGGUGAAUCGUUCAUAACAUGUCAAACAAAUUUUCAAGAAAUGUUGGUCUUUGAUAUAUAUUGACUUAUCAUACUGAUAUUGGGUGCAUGAACAGUUAUUGGAGGGGGUUAUCGAGAGAGCCUCGACAUAGCUGAGUGAGUUCUGUUUUUUUUGUUUUUUCCUGUAUGACAUCAGAUCUAUAUUAAUAUAUUGUAGUUUGCUUGAAUUGUGUGAUUGGAUUCUAUUUAUUUUUUUAUGAUCAUUUGGUUGGUUUGUGUACUGGAGGAUUGGCAGCAUGUCAGCAAAUCAUUUGAUUUGUACUCAACCUUUCAAUUCUAUUAUAGCAUUUACAUCUGAUUAUGUAACCAUUUGAAAAAUACAACUUCUGAUAUGUGAUUGAGUAGAGUCCUGUUAAUAAAUUCAGAUUAGGACUGUGCAGAAAAUUCCAUUAUUAUGGAAUCAAAGCACAACAAUUAAAGUUUCAACUGCAGAGCACAAGACAUUGAAUGUGCAAGUUAACUUACUCAGUUUUCUUCAGCAUCCGGGUCUUUUAUAGUUUAAUUUGAUCUCUGCAGGUUUGCUACAGAGAAUAAAGCAUGUUCUGCCAAUCCAGGCAGGACAUAAUGUAGUGUU